Suillus subaureus is the source of this 747-nucleotide messenger RNA. RefSeq lists its product as uncharacterized. NCBI's taxonomy places the organism in Eukaryota, Fungi, Basidiomycota, Agaricomycetes, Boletales, Suillaceae. Gene Ontology annotation, molecular function: protein binding. The transcript has 2 exons. The record is from RefSeq and is a predicted model, not a curated record. Bases 285 to 635 code for a protein of 116 amino acids.
AUCUUUCGGGACUGCUUUCUCAGUUUGUUCGCCUCUCUUCGUCUGCACGGAAGACAGAUAUCCCUCAGAUUGUGAUUGGGGAAGAAGCGCAGGACGCUGCAGCUCCAUGGAGUCGUACUGCUGCAGAACGCGCAAGCACGGAGGCCGCACUCUUACCGUUUCUUGUACAUCUUGCUGUCGCGCGGGAUGACAUCGAGGGACUUGAGUUCUGCCUUACCUCAGCAGGUACAACCUCGUGUUCCGGUGUGACUGAGGGAACGGCAGAGGUCGUCGUCCCAGGAGGUAUGGUAAAUUGUUUGGACCCAGGGAGCGGACGGAGUCCUUUACAUGUCGCCGCAUCAAAUGGGAAUAUAAGAUGUGUCGAGAAAUUACUAGAGAGUGGUGCUUUGGUGCAUCUCAGGGACGAAUUGGGACACACUGCCUUAUAUUAUUGUGGGUUCAGGUGGCUGAGGUUGGUAGGCUGGCGCCAGGGUCAUGGUGACAUUGUCGAUACGCUUGUGAGCGCAGGCGCGAAUCUUGGGGGCAUGGAGAAUGAGGCAGGUUAUGUGGGGCUUGCGGUGCAGAAUGCUGUUCAUGCUGGAAAUGAAGCUACGGUGGACAUUUGGAGACGGGCUGGCGUGAAACUUGCGGAUUAGUUAUUAGUUGUCUCUGCAGCCUUGUGACCACGGCGAGUUUCAUACCGUUAGCGUUAUGUACAAAGUACAGUCGUGUAAUAUUGGAGAAAAUAAAUUUGAUGAUACCGCCACG